GUGGUUCUACUUGUACAUAUUUCACUCUACACACAGUUGGCAAAAGCCCUGUCUUUUCCCCCCUAAAGGCCGACACUAAGUCUCUACUCCAAGCCACCAGUCAAUAUGCCAGCCUCGGUCGCUUCAGCACCGGUGCACCGCACCACUUCGAAGACGCCGGCGUCGCGGAAUAAGAAGGCUGCGGGAACGAAAGCGCCAGCAAAGGCCGUCAACGACGUUACCAAUGGGGCCGUCCAACCACACGCCUCCCCCUACGAGAUCAUGGCCUCAAGGAUCGCAAACCGUGUCGCGGAGCUGGCAGAGAACAUCACCUUUGUCGAGCGAGAAAAGCCGCGGCCACAGUCGCCUCCUCAACCAGCCCAGCAAACCCGCCGCAAACCUCCACGAAAACUCGAAGUGCGAAUCCCGCCCUCGGGCACCUCGCCCACCAACGUCACCUUCUCCGCACCCUUCCUCGACAACACGCUCGGGAAGCUGCUGGCACUGCAAAACCGCAUGUUGCAGGUCAGCCGGGACAUUGCGGCGAGCGAAGAUGUCGACGAGGCCGUCAAGCAGGAGCAGUUCAACCAGGCGGCCGAGUUGUCGCGGAUCAUUGCGUUGAUUUGCGCCGAGAAGGCGCGGCAGGGAGCCUAAGUGUUGAGACUGAUCGGUUUUAUCAACGGUUCCUAUCCGUUACUUUGCUUUGGUCAUUGCGAAGGGUCGUGUCUCGGUUUACUGUGAGCCAAGGGAGGUAUAUAUGGGAGCGAUAUCACUUUUCUUAUUUCCUGCGUUAUAAACAAGGACAUAUUCAUCACGCAAAAGAUGCUUGUUGGGAUGUGCCAUUUUCAUCACACAAACAGUUUGGGAAAGAUAAAUAGCAGAUACCCACGCAAGCUGUGCGACCCUGCAUCUUACCACCUCCCCAU
Westerdykella ornata is the source of this 905-nucleotide messenger RNA. RefSeq lists its product as uncharacterized. NCBI's taxonomy places the organism in Eukaryota, Fungi, Ascomycota, Dothideomycetes, Pleosporales, Sporormiaceae. The transcript is spliced from 3 exons. Bases 106 to 633 code for a protein of 175 amino acids. The record is from RefSeq and is a predicted model, not a curated record.